This is a messenger RNA of Euleptes europaea (tarantolino), 548 nucleotides long. It is a transcript of the gene UBE2C, whose product is annotated as ubiquitin conjugating enzyme E2 C. The transcript is spliced from 6 exons. The record is from RefSeq and is a predicted model, not a curated record. NCBI's taxonomy places the organism in Eukaryota, Metazoa, Chordata, Lepidosauria, Squamata, Sphaerodactylidae. The coding region runs from base 1 to 540 and encodes 179 amino acids.
AUGGCCUCGCAGAACACGGACCCCGCGGCGGUGGCCGCCCGCAACCCCCGCAAGGCGGCCGAGCCCGGCGGCGGCGCAGCCCGCGGCUCGGUCCGCAGCAGGCUGCAGCAGGAGCUGAUGACGCUGACGAUGUCCGGCGAUAGAGGGAUCUCGGCCUUCCCCGAGUCGGACAGCCUCUUCAAGUGGAUCGGGACCGUCGACGGAGCCGCCGGGACGGUGUACGAAGACCUGCGAUACAAGCUGUCUUUGGAAUUCCCCAGUGGGUACCCCUACAAUGCCCCCUCCGUGAAGUUCCUCACCCCUUGCUACCACCCCAACGUGGACUUGCAGGGCAACAUUUGCCUGGACAUCCUCAAGGACCAGUGGUCAGCCCUCUACGACGUCCGGACCAUCCUGCUGUCCAUCCAGAGCCUGCUGGCGGAGCCCAACAUCGAAAGCCCCCUGAACACAGACGCAGCGGAGCUGUGGAAGAACCAAGCAGCCUACAAGAAACGUCUUCAUGAGUCCUACGCAAAGCAGGUGAAAAGCCAGGAUCCCUGACCGGGGCC